GAUAAUAGUUACGCUGAACGGUGCCCACUGGUCACCCUAUAAAUAGUGCUCUUGUGUGUAGUAAUAUUGUAGUUCUAACACAUGUCUAAAAAUAGAAAGCUUAAAAUAGACAAUUCAUCUUUCUAUUUAGCAAUACACCAUAGAGCCUGUCACCGUCUGUAUUAUCUGAUAAUGUUAGCUGUCAUAAAAGAAAGAAGUAAAGCAUUUUUGGAAACUAUAUGGGAUUCAUGGAAAGGAAAUGCUGACGAAAAGUUUGGUACGGUGUAUGGGAAUGUUCUUUACGUAUCGGAUUUAAUGAGCUUAAAAAUUGAGGAGGAGUUGAAUGAUCAGUGUACUGCAAAAACGGACGGAUCAGUGUGUACAGAAAGUGUCCCGUGCAGAUUGUCUGAUUCUGACCUCAAUUUUUGAAGG
This is a messenger RNA of Mytilus californianus (California mussel), 411 nucleotides long. RefSeq lists its product as uncharacterized. The record is from RefSeq and is a predicted model, not a curated record. Lineage: Eukaryota; Metazoa; Mollusca; Bivalvia; Mytilida; Mytilidae. The transcript is spliced from 5 exons. The coding region runs from base 82 to 408 and encodes 108 amino acids.